This is a messenger RNA of Ostrea edulis (European flat oyster), 3434 nucleotides long. Its product is annotated as piggyBac transposable element-derived protein 4-like. The transcript is spliced from 4 exons. The record is from RefSeq and is a predicted model, not a curated record. Lineage: Eukaryota; Metazoa; Mollusca; Bivalvia; Ostreida; Ostreidae. The coding region runs from base 218 to 1360 and encodes 380 amino acids.
GCCGCCACUAUGCAUCUCUAUUUGUAAAUGAAUUGACCAAUACUUCCAAGCGAAGCUAUCCACUGCUUCCUUGAAGCUUACAUUGCUUUAAAGCUUAGAUCAGGAAUGUUUAAUUGUAAUUAUUUUUUCAUCUUUAAAAGGGGUAUUGGAAUCCCAGUCCUCAGUGGGAAGUUCCCAGUUAUCUUCCGCUUGCGAGGAUCCAUUGGCAAAUCCAAACAUGCAUUGGAAGGAUGCUAAUGUAGAGGACACAGGGGCACCGGAUCCAAGAACUGUGGCUUUUCACCCGGAACGACAACCUGGCAUUCAGAUGGGACGACUCUUGAGAUAUGGGGCCAGAUUGUUCAGAGAACCAGUAGAUUUUUUGAAGCUGUUUUUGACGGAAGCUUUGGUUUUUUCCAUCUGUGUUGCCACCAACUAUUAUGCUGAGAUGGCCAUAUCUAGAGGGGAAAGAUUGUCGUAUGCUUCCCAAGGAAGUUGGCAGCCUCUCACUGAAGAGGAACUGUAUAGAUUUUUGGGCAUUAUCUUAUAUAUGUCUGUCGUAAAGUUCCAGUCGAUAGAUAGGUAUUGGUCAACGCAUGCCCUAUAUCGGAACAACCCAGUACCAGGAAUUAUGUCUAGAAAUAGAUUCCAGGCUAUUUUGUCCUUCUUACAAGUAACUCCACCAGCUGAUAUCAACAAAGCUGAGAAGUUAACACGCAUACAGUCAUUGGUUGAUCAUGUUUGUGAGAAAUCGAAGGAAUUAUACCAGCCUUACAGGGAAAUAGCGGUAGAUGAGAGAAUGGUCGCCUCUAAGCAUAAGUUCUCGGGCAUUCGUCAGUUCAUUAAAGACAAACCUGUUCGCUUUGGAAUAAAGCUUUGGGUUGUAGCAUGUAAUAUGUCUGGCUAUACAUACAACUUUUUUGUCUAUCUUGGUAAAAAUAAUACUAUUUUUGCAGAUAAAACAAAGGGUAUUGGAUUUAAUGUCACUAUUACAUUGUGUAAACCUCUUUUUGAUCAAGGAUAUAGGUUGUUUACUGAUUGUUUUUAUACAUCUAUAGCUCUUGGCAAAGAAUUACUUGCUAGGAAAAUUUACCUUAUUGGUGUACUGAAAUCUAAUAGCUUGUCUAUACCUGAUGAACUUAGAAAUGUGAAAAUGUGGGAAAGAGUAGCCACUAGAGGUGAUUUUAGAUGGCACAGAAUUGAUGAAUUUGUAUUUGUGCAAUGGAAAGAUUGUAAGGUAGUUACUUUUAUGUCGCCAUUACACCAUGGCUCAGCUACAACUGUUUGUGAACGCACCAUGAAAUCUAGCUGCAAUAAUGUAGCCCUCUCUGAUUUUUUUUUUUUUUUUUUUUUUUUUAGGGAGAGGGCUACAACUCCUUAGGAUCUCCGUAAUGGUGCAAAUGCGGGAGUGAUUCACUCCCGCAACAUUUGCGCUCAUUCUAAACAUUUCCUGACUUUCUUUACGUAAAUAAAAUGAUAUAAUAUGUUUCUUAGUCAAUAUAUAAAUUUACAACCUGCAACUUUAGAUUUGUGAGGCUCUAUUGUACCGUUUUCAACAAUUUCGAUAAAUUCCAAUUUCUCGAUUCAUAUUUGUGCGCCAUGUUUGAUGUACUGAAGUUUCAACUUCCGGUUGUCAAGUCAUUUGCAUAUGCCAUAUAAGGUAGUAUUUACAUCAAUGGACAAGUAUGGAGGCGAAAGCUAUUUCGUCGGUAUUGAAAAGGUUUGAAUUGAAUAUCAAGUUAAAAACCGAACAGCAGAGUGUAAAUUCUUUCUGCAGCAAUAUGAUUUUCCUUUCUUUGUCGAAGUGGCUCGAGUAACUACAUUUUCGCGCUGAUUGUCAAUGUUUAGGCUUUUCAUUAGAUCCACCUACGAGAUCUCGCGAUAACAAGCAUGGCGGAGCAGACGAAGAAUUUUGCAUGCUGUACAUUAUAUUUAAUGAAAAACACCUUUAUUAGACAUGCCCGAGCACAAAGUUGGUACUCCUUUUGGUGUAAACAACAUUUGGGACUAAUACACAGAGUUUAUUGUCGGCUAUUCAUAAAAUUAUUUUGCACCAUUACGGAGAUCCUAUGGAAUUGUAGCCCUAUCCCGAAAACGUCAGAAUAAAAAAAAUUGGAUAGGGCUACAUUAUUGCAGCUACAUGAAAUCUAGAUUAACUUGGAACAAAAAAGGACUUGUACAACCUGUAGUUGCUAAUGAUUACAAUAAAUGUAUGGGAGCUGUAGAUCUUUCAAACCAGUUUACAAGUAAAUAUCCGUCUUAUAUUAGAGCACAGUAUCAUUGGUGGAAAGUUCUGUUUUUUCAUUUGCUUGAUAUCAUGGUUGUUAAUUCUUAUAUUAUUUUUGAAGAAUUUAGAAAAUUACAUGCCAAUCAGUUUACAAAUUGUUCUUCUGUAUAUGGACAACUUGAAUUCCGCGAAUCACUUGCCAUGUCACUGAUGGGUUUAAAUGAAAAGUGUGUAUCAAAAGAAAGUCCUAUUGCAUGUAUACCUGAAUUUUUAGAUAAAAGGAAAGACUGUACAUUUUGUAAUGCUGAGGCAAUUUUUAUGAAUGAGAAGGUUCCAAGUUAUAAGACAUCUGUAUUUUGUGUAUCAUGUCAAGUUCCUCUUUGUUUAUCAAAUGACAGAAAUUGUUUUAAAAAAUGGCACAGUAAAGAAGGGGAAGAUGUUAGAAAUUGUGCAAAUUUGUCAUGUAAAAAGAGAAAAUUAUGAAUAUACUGUGUUCUCAAUGCAUAUUUUUUUCUGAUGUCAGAGGUAUCACAAGUGAAUGUAAUGCAAUACACAUAAAAUGUGUGUAGUUCUUAAAAUCUGGAAUAUUUUACUGCAUGUACAUUUUUGUUUCAAUAUGUUAAAUGGCUUGUGUAAUUAACCACCAGAGGUUUUAAAAGGUUGUAUAUAAUAAGCACAUUCUUGUUAAACAUGAUGCAAGUGCAGUUAGAUAUAGUGAUUCAAAGCAAGUACAUGUACAUGUACUUGAACAUUCCUACGUGGAGAGGAAAAACGGGUAGUACUUUAUGAUAACAUUUGUUACGGUGUUGUUGCUUAGCAACCAAAUAUAUCUGAUGUAAAAAAAAAAAUCAAAUUAUUUUGAAUGAACAGUUAAAGAUCUUUAGUUUUGAUGUUGCAGUAUUCUAUCUAGUGGAAGAUAUUCACAGAACAUCAUAUUGUUAAAAAACGAUGUCAAUGUACAUUACGUACAACUUUUGAAUUUAUGACCUUUGACCUUAAUUAUCUCCCAUGUGUUCAUAAUGUUUGUUAAAAAAAAUUUAAAAUCAUUAAGAUCUGCCUACAUAUUAUAUUUUCAAAAUAAUGUGGCAUUUACUAAUAACCAUGAUAUGCAAUUAUGUUUAAAUUGUAUCAAAUGGCUGCAGAAAGGCAAAUUUUGGUCAAAAUUGCACUGCGAGUGUUGUUACUUAGCAACCAAAAAUAUUUAUAUGUCAAUAAAAUUAAUUAAUUU